Molecule: messenger RNA, 1604 nt
Organism: Symsagittifera roscoffensis
Lineage: Eukaryota; Metazoa; Xenacoelomorpha; Acoela; Convolutidae
Exons: 4
Coding region: 1-1566 (521 amino acids)
Source: RefSeq, a predicted model, not a curated record
AUGUCCAACUUCGAUUUCGAAUUUGAAAGUCAAGAUCCCUCAAAGGAGCAGGACUUCGGCACUAGAUCCUUCUGGGAAAACGGAGUCGAUAACGACGACGAUGAUGCAGGCGUCAACUUUGAAGGCACGUUCGGAGGUCUUUCCACUUUCUCUCCUGUCUCGGCUUCUAAAUCGAAUCAAGACUUCGAAAAUCAAGAUUUUGAAAUGGAAGACAAACAAUCUUUCCAGAAUGUAGCGAAAAGUGGGAAGAAGCAAGGUUAUGAUUCGGACAGCGAUAUUGACGCUGAUUUUGCAGGAGGUUGGGACAACGCGAAAAAUGAAGCGCCCUUUUCGGAUUAUGAAACGACGAACAAGUUUGAGUAUUCGACUAAGCGUGGUGAUGAUAUGGAAAGCUUCGAUGGUUUUGAUCAAAGUGAACCAAAUGAUGAGAGGUUUGGCUCCGAAUUUGAUAAAGUUAGUCGAAAAACUGGCAAGCGACGAAUGGACAGUGGAAAUAUGUCGAACGUUAAAUCUGAGUUUGGAUCCUGGAAAGAUGCGGUUGAAAUUGAUCAGCGACCAGUAAACGACCGCGACUUUGAAGAGGAAGAAACUUAUGAGCUUCCUGAAAAAUUCAGUACUCGCGGAGUUGAGAAAAAAGCCGACUUGAGUAACUUGUUUGGUAAAACCGAACCCACGAGCGUUAAAAAAGAGAUAAAGGAGCGUUUUUCGCCCAUACCAAAAGCGCAUGUAGCUCGUAAACAGUCGCCUCAAUCACCAGUGCUGGGUAAAUUGGGAUCCAUACAUGAAGAAAAGGAAGAUGAUGAUAGAAGGUUCCCGACUCCCAGGAGCAAAACCCGACGUCUGAAUCAAGAGUCCAAAGAUGCUAGGUCAUUGAGUCCGGAGACUUUAGAGUCGCCAUUUAGAAAACCAUAUCCGAUUAAGGACUCAUUUGCAGAAUCCAGCUUGAAUCGAAAGAACGGGACGCCGAAUAUUGACCUUGGACGUAGAUCAUUAGAGGCUAGAAAUGUCGCGAAAAUGGAUGAGUAUUUUGUGGAGGAAGAGGAAACUAUCGUUCCUAAACGUGAAGAAAUUAGAAAAACUGGAAAAACACGAGCUAGUCCGCUUCUUGUGAACAAACAAAUUUCCCGAGAAACUUCAAGAGAAAAUAGGACCAAAUCACCCAUCGAUAGCAUGAAAUUGGUCAGAGAAUCUCCUAAAUCCAUGAAUCAAAAAAGUAUUGCACCAAAGAAGGAAACUGGUCGAAAUAUCACCAAAGACACAAAAAUGCAAUCUAUGAUUAGAGCAAAACCUGGUAGUGUUAACGACGAAAGAGUCUUGAUCGACUUCAUAUCUGCUAGGCAGGCUGACAUAAAUGGCAAGAUGGUUAUGCACAAAGCAUUCGUCGAAAGGUCGAACCGGAGCACAGCCAGUCUGGUGAAGGCACUGGAAACAGUAAUGCAGUUGGGGGAGGAGUACAAGGACAAUCUGAGCAGUUCCACCAGUGACACCCAGAGGGCACUCCUCAAGGUACUGCAGGACUUGGCAGAGACAUUCGAACCCUCAUCCCAGAACAGCACCAGUGCUUAGAAUCAAAAUCUACAGACAUUGACUCAGUUGCUGAUGUU